Molecule: messenger RNA, 694 nt
Organism: Drosophila innubila
Lineage: Eukaryota; Metazoa; Arthropoda; Insecta; Diptera; Drosophilidae
Gene: Blos2
Product: biogenesis of lysosome-related organelles complex 1 subunit 2
Exons: 1
Coding region: 65-565 (166 amino acids)
Biological process (GO): endosomal transport; lysosome localization
Cellular component (GO): BORC complex; gamma-tubulin complex; BLOC-1 complex
Molecular function (GO): gamma-tubulin binding
Source: RefSeq, a predicted model, not a curated record
CUGUAAAGCGGAGACAACAGCUGAUGCUUUAAUACUUGUGUUGUAAAAUUCUUGCGUUGUAAACAUGGAAAACGAGCAGCCAACAACAAGCGCUAAUGCUGCCAAGGAUCAACCAAGCUAUCAGGAGCACAAUCCCCAACUGGACUCACCGAUGCGUGGACCGACAUUAUCUACGUCGACCUCCAGCUUUGAGGCAUUGGCACACGGCCAUGAUCCAAAUCUUAGCAAAUUGGCCACAAAAAUGUUCCAGAAAACAGAAGAAUACAUAACACACGAGUUGAAUGCACCAUUGGAGGAUUACAAGUUACUCGAGGAGAUGAACAAGGCAACUAUUGCCAAGUACAAAGACAUGCGGCAAAUAGCUGAAAACCUAAACGUAUCCACAAACGAGCUGUGCGGCAAGUUUCAGCAGUUGGCUCCUCUAAUGCAGCAAAUUGAUGAGAUCUCAGAUACUGUGGACAAACUGGAGGCAGCUGCCUACAAGUUGGAUGCAUAUAGCAUAGCACUGGAGAAUCGAGUCAAGUGUGUGCUACAGCGAAAAUCCAGUCAACAUUUAACACAAUAAUUGAGAAUUAUGAAAAAAGCAUAAACAGUACAUUUAUUACAAUAGAUUUUAAGUUUUAUCCAAGUAACAAUUUAAAUAUAAUCGCUACUAUAUUAAGAAAUAUCAGUGGAACUGCAAAGUGUAGAAAAA